Octopus sinensis (East Asian common octopus) is the source of this 1383-nucleotide messenger RNA. RefSeq lists its product as uncharacterized. Bases 109 to 903 code for a protein of 264 amino acids. The transcript is spliced from 7 exons. Lineage: Eukaryota; Metazoa; Mollusca; Cephalopoda; Octopoda; Octopodidae. The record is from RefSeq and is a predicted model, not a curated record.
UAGAGCUCUUAGUCCCUGCGGUGAAAACCAACUGUAGCACAUGCAAAUCUGACACAAACGGAACCGGGCACUCUGAAAGUAAAUUGCCUGGAAGGUUACAAGGAACACAUGAAACAGAGAUUCUCACCUCCCAGAAUAAAACAUGGACACAAUCUGAAAAACUGCACAGCUCUUAGUCCCUGCGGUGAAAAACCAACUGUAGCACAUGCAAAUCUGACACAAACGGAAUCGGGCACUCUGAAAGUAAAUUGCCUGGAAGGUUACAAGGGAACACAUGAAACAGAGAUUCUCACCUGCCAGAAUAAAACAUGGACACAAUCUGAAAUAAACUGCACAGACCUCUGCGCCAUCUUACCAAAUAUCACCAAUGCUGAAGUCGAACUUACAAAACCUGGUGUUGCUAAAGUAACUUGCUUAGAAGGCUAUCAAGGAGAAAUUGAUGAGGAUGAAAUUUCGUGCAAAAACGGUAUCUGGGAACAAGAGAAAAUAAGCUGUACUGUACAAAAUGUAAAGAAAGUAAGUAAAAACCAGAUGCUGAAAUUCAUCCAGUUCCUUUUGAGUGCAGUUUUACACAAGAACUAUCUCCUGUGUGUUUUCCUCACACAGAACCAAACAUGUGAUUGUCUUUUAGGCAAAUUGGAAUUCAAAAAAUGGGAAGCGAAGAAAAUUGUGAGCCAUAAUGAUGAAAGAAUAUUCAAUAUAAGUUUUGAAGAAUGCUCAGCUAAAUGUAAAAGUAAAAAGUGGUGUGUGUCAUUUGAAUACAGUGAGAAAAAUCGUAUUUGCCAUUUGAGUAAAACAGCACAUUAUAUGUUAAACCAGCUGCUAUUUGUUGAAGAGAAAUCAGUCAACUACUACGAAAAAGUUUGCCAAAAUGAUGUAUUACCAAGACCUCUUCCCAAAUAAAAAGAAAACUUGCACAUUUUUUUCAAUAGUCCAAUAAUGGAAAAGAAAUGCACAUCACUUUCUUUUAAUGAAAACACUUACACACAUACAUAUAUACAUUCCAUUCAUAAAAGUGCAUGCACACACACAUACACAAUUAUAUGAACAUACAAAGACAGAUGAGUGCAGACAUACACAUGCACAAAUGCUCUCACAAAUAUGUACGUGCAUGUAUGUGUAUCUAUGUACUGUAUAGAUAUAGAGAAAACGAAAGUAGCUACACAAAGAAAUAUAUACACAGAGCAUAUAUAUAUACAUAUAUAUAUGUAUACUACAUAAAUACAUAGAGUAUAUACAUACAUAGUGUACAUACACAGAGGGUCUACAUGCGCUCACACACACACACAGAUAGCGAAAGUGAGAGAGAGAAGAAUGAAGAUAACAUUUGUUUCUCCAUGGUAAGUUAUAGGAAGCUUAAGUUAUGAAAGUAUGCUGCUGUUA